This is a messenger RNA of Harpia harpyja (harpy eagle), 8334 nucleotides long. It is a transcript of the gene TBCEL, whose product is annotated as tubulin folding cofactor E like. Lineage: Eukaryota; Metazoa; Chordata; Aves; Accipitriformes; Accipitridae. The coding region runs from base 2894 to 4168 and encodes 424 amino acids. The transcript is spliced from 8 exons. The record is from RefSeq and is a predicted model, not a curated record. Gene Ontology annotation, molecular function: alpha-tubulin binding. Gene Ontology annotation, biological process: protein folding.
CUCUCAAGAUCUCUUCAAAAAUAAUUUCUCUGAGUCACGUCUUAGCAGAAGAACAUACCAGCUUCUUUUAGACAGGCAUUUGUUCUGUUGCAUCUAUUCCUUAUGCUUUGUUUUUCAUGUAUACAAACAUAUCAAAAUGUGUUUGGUGCGUGGCUGGUUAGGACCUGCUCCGAAGGCAUUCGAGCGGCCCUGGAAUUUGUUAGAAUGUCGUUAAUGAUGUAAUUCUCCUGCAGGGUCUCUUAUUCUCCUCAUAGGCUUACAGCACAGGAAUAGAAACAUUUUUCAUGUCGUUUCUAGUGCUAUCCUUUCGCUUCACUCAUCAGCUGCAGCAGUCCGCUGGGCUUCCCUUGGAUCUCAAGUCAGGGUCAUGCUCUUCUUUGCAGACACUUGCCAUGUUGUAUGUUACUGGGGCCACAGCCUUCCAGCAAAGCAUUUAAACAUAAGACAGCAAAGACUGUUCGUUGACAUCUUUCAAAGUCUGAGCACAUCUUUUGCAAUCUAUGCUGUCAUUUAGAAAACCCAAAGUUAUUUUAGGAUAUGAAUUGUUCCUUGGGCCAUCAGUCGGAAAACACUCAGAAAUGUGCGCCUUGCAAAUCAUCCCGUCCUGCCCUUGUGCAGACAACAUUCACUUGAAAUGUGUCAUGCUUUCUUUGCAUGUUCUGUUAAUCCUUGCUCUCAAGCAAUUGUAGUGAUUCAGAGAAGCCACGUGCGUGACUGGUGAUUAUAGUGAUUAUGUGAAUUGUGACAGGAAGGGAAGUGGAAAAGGUGACUGCCCACUCCCCGACACUUUUGUCAUCUGGCAAUGACAUUGGCAUGCAAAAGUAAAGCUCGAGAAAGAAAAUGGUUGUGAUUCAAAGUCGUUGAAUGUAAAUGAGGUUUUUUUCUCGGUUCUGGAUUGCUCUCAUACUGUACCUGAAAACACAAUUUUUUGCCUUUAGUGCGAUGUUAAGGUCGCUUUUUCGUAUGGAAUUUCCAGCUGUUGUUUGCUUAGUGGAUAAAGAGGAAUGGAGUUGAUAAAAAAGCAAUGUGAAGGGCAGAAAGCUUUAUGCAUGGUGGGAGUUCCAGAAUUUCCAGACCAGGAGGUCUGAAUGUGUGUUUAGAAAGCAGUAUCUGUCCGUCCUACAGUAGUGAGCUCCCAAACCACUCUGGAAUGAGGCCUUUCAGCCUAAAGCCUUGGCUGUCAAUGCAAAUUGUUUCUGUAGCAUGCGGAAUGUUUUAGCAUAAAAUUAAAUGUCUUAUUUCUAACACAGACUUCAAUUUGAGGAUUUUUUUUUUUUCUAUUCUAGAUUGACUAGUGACAUGAAGUUAAGCUUGAGAUAUGAGUCAACCAAGGUGUUGAGGGCUGAAAAAGGUGUGGGUUUGGUUUUUUUUUUUAAAGUAAGGUCAAUCCUUUAAGUCCCUGCUUGUGACAUGUGAACUUUAAAUAUAACAUAAAAAUUGUAACAGGCUUCAGUCAACUUGCUUCUUAUUAUACUGAAGUCCUUUGUUACAGGGGUGGUUUAGGUAGUCUGUUCAUGAAGAAGUAAAGUAGAGCUUGUUAAACAGGUGAUUCUUAGCAAAGGGAACCUGAGCCUUAGUUAAAUCACUUUUAUUCAGGAUUUUAUAUCUAGCCUUGCCCUUAAUAAAUCUAAAGGAAAGUUUAUGGCAGCAGGCAGAGUCUUUAAUUUGGCAUUGGUUAGCAACGUCACUUUCAACAUGUGUGGCCCCACCAUGAACUCAAAAGUAUGGUUUUCCACCAGGAGGUGCAGGUUUAUGUGCAGAAUGUACGUAUCUGUGUGAGCUGGGUUUUGCUAGUAUACUAGAAAUGUAAUUGCACAGCACUUGGUAAAAACGCUGCUCCAUGACUAUGCUGUAGGAAAUCUGCAGCUGAUUCCUGCAAGUUCAUGACUUGUGUUGUUAGAAUGGGCGGAUGUGGAUCUCUCCUCUGUGUCUGUGAUGGGUAGCAGGCCCUGCUUUGGACUACAAGGCCUCUGUGAAACCUGGGAACAGUGUGGUUCCCUUUCUUUGUGCAUGUAUCAAGCUCAACUCCUUUAUUAUCCAUGAAACCAUAAAAUACCAAGUUCAGAGUAUGUGCAGGAAAGCAGGACAGAUAAGCUUGGUUCUGCCUAAGGUACGGCAGAAUGCUGGCCAUCGCAGUAUCUUUGUACCAAGUAUAUUUCCAGCUGACACUCAAUAUCUUUCUAGGCAGGUCAGCAGCCCACGGUGUGGUGAGUCCUUUUUCCUGUGCUGUUCCGCUCUGUGACAUGUGUAGAUAGGAAGAGCACGUUUAUCUUCCAGAUACAUUAAACAGCUGCAAAAUUGAAUUGGCAAAACUUGCUUUUUGGACUGGCCUAAUGACGUGCUCAUAUGUGCUCAAGAGUGUUUCAUGACACAGCAGUUGUGUUCUAAUUAGAAGCCCAGGUUUGUAGGCAGGAUGGAAGAACUGUAGUUCUUUGCAGGUGUCAGAGGAGAAAUGACGACGCUCCUUUUGAGGCCAAAGCUUGCUUUGAAUGAGCCACUGCCAUCAGUGAAGGCAAGAGCCUCGAGAUAUCCUGAGUGAGUUUACUAUCAAAAUCGAGUAUUUCCGUGACACCCUGUGGGUCAACUGAUGGAAGUCUUGCUAGCAGAGGCUGUUGAGCUCCAGGCUGUUUACAGCAUCAGCCUGAUUUUACAAAGACAAACCAUAACCUGCUUUGUAUAGUGUUUCUUUAUAAACAGUUAGGGAGCUGUGGAUCCUUUUUCUUUUUUCUUUUCUUUUUUCCCCACCCAAAAAGCUGAUCUUGACUGAAAGUCCUGAGUUACAGAAAAGGGAAGUUACACGAUGAAAGCACCUGUUCAAGCAAUCUCUUACUCAUAAACAGCUCUUUGGUCUUUCCCCUCUUUGCUGCCCUGGAAAUAACUCCAAGAAGGGAGCAUGGACCAGCCCAGCGGAAGGAGUUUCAUGCAAGUUCUUUGUGAGAAAUACAGCCCCGAGAACUUCCCGUAUCGUCGUGGACCUGGUAUGGGGGUGCAUGUCCCAGCAACUCCACAGGGUUCACCUAUGAAAGAUCGCCUCAACCUUCCGAGUGUGCUAGUACUGAACAGCUGUGGCAUAACCUGUGCAGGGGAUGAGAAUGAAAUCGCUGCCUUCUGUGCUCAUGUGUCUGAGCUAGAUCUUUCUGACAAUAAACUGGAAGACUGGCAUGAGGUCAGUAAAAUUGUGUCCAACGUUCCCCACUUGGAGUUUCUAAACUUGAGUUCCAACCCUCUCAGUUUGUCCGUUUUAGAGAGAAGGUGUGCUGGGUCUUUCGCUGGUGUUCGCAAACUUGUGCUCAACAACAGCAAAGCUUCCUGGGAAACAGUCCACACAAUCCUGCAGGAAUUACCAGACUUGGAGGAGCUCUUCCUGUGCCUUAAUGACUAUGAAACAGUGUCUUGUUCUCCGGUUUGCUGUCAGUCUCUCAAAUUACUCCACAUAACUGACAAUAAUCUUCAAGACUGGACUGAAAUUCGAAAAUUGGGAAUUAUGUUUCCAUCACUGGACACACUUAUUCUGGCUAACAACAACCUCACGACCAUUGAAGAGUCGGAAGAUUCCCUAGCAAGGCUGUUCCCCAACCUGCGAUCCAUCAAUUUGCACAAGUCAGGUCUGCAUUGCUGGGAGGACAUUGACAAGUUAAAUUCUUUUCCCAAGCUCGAGGAAGUAAAAUUGCUAGGAAUCCCUUUGCUGCAGUCCUACACCACUGAGGAGCGCAGGAAGCUGCUAAUAGCCAGGUUGCCAUCUAUUGUCAAGCUCAAUGGAAGCAUCGUUGCCGAUGGGGAGCGAGAGGACUCAGAGCGAUUCUUCAUCCGAUAUUACAUGGAGUUCCCAGAGGAGGAAGUCCCAUUCAGGUAUCACGAGCUGGUCACGAAGUACGGGAAGCUGGAGCCCUUGGCAGUCGUGGAUCUUCGGCCACAGAGCAGCGUGAAGGUGGAGGUUCACUUCCAGGAUAGGGUGGAAGAGAUGUCAAUCCGUCUUGAUCAGACUGUGGCAGAAUUGAAGAAGCACUUAAAAACUGUGGUGCAGUUGUCAACAAGCAACAUGCUGCUCUUCUACUUGGACCAGGAAGCUCCUUUUGGUCCCGAGGAGAUGAAAUACAGCUCGCGAGCACUGCAUUCUUAUGGCAUUCGGGAUGGAGAUAAAAUUUAUGUGGAACCUAGAAUGAAAUAGCCUCUUUUGACCUUGUGAGUGCACACACGUGCACACACAUGCCCCCACACACCCACACACAUGCAUUAAGGAAUUUUUGCAAGGUUUUUAUUUCAGUCGGUUGGUUGAGGUUUGGUUGCGUUUCUGUAGCAGGUAAUUUCUUAGCCCGGAUGAAGUGCCCUGAUCUGAGAACCAUGCCCGCCAUCCACUGCAGGUGACCUUGAGAUGACAAUUGACUGCAGUGCGUGUGUUUCGGUGUGUGCAAUACCUUGAUGUUUUCUUCGAUGCUCCGGUAUACUCGUGAUUUGGCGCGAAUGGUCAGUUGUUCAAGCUAAAAAAUGCUAGGGUCCAUAAGGGAGAAGAUAGCUCGGUGCAGAAUUUGAUCUGUUUUUUUCUUUUUCUAAAUUUUGGGGGUUUUGGCUCUACCAGAGCACCCUUUGGCCUAGCUAUCUGACUGUGGCUCGAGCUUGCCGAAGUAUUUUUUGCAGCUGGGUGCUGUCUCAACUUUCUGUUGCGUUUGAGUUCACUGAAAAGAUCUAAAACAGUAUUCUGCUUGAUUCAGAGCUCAGGUACUUAGUGCAUCCACUUAACUCUACUGGUUUGGUUGGUAUGAGUGCACAAAAUGGGGGAAAGAAAGAGACCUUAUUAGAAAGAAACAGUUUAUUUUCAAAAUGCACGCUCUAUAUCCAUGCUGUCCUAUUCUGAUUUUGGGGGAAAAAAAAGUUUUGAUUUCUGUACCAGUCUCACACAGUGUCUGCAACCCAUAGCACUGGCAGUCUGGAGGCACAGGGACCCUUGCCGUGUGCGUUGCAAAGUGAAUUUUGGAAAGCGGUGGAUGGGCGUUGCGUUGGAAGGGCUUUUAGAGUAACAGGUCAAAAAGGGGUUGAAGAGCAGAUUCCCCCCCCAUUGGCCAUGACUCAUCCCUGUGAUGCUGAAGGGAUCCUCCAGUAUGCACUUAACUUCGUACCAGUUUGUACUGAAAGUGGAAUGGCUAAAAUUCCUCUCCUGGGAGAGAGUAAGAGUAAAGUUGAAGUUUGUGUUUGUUGCUGUUGCACCAGAAAUGAAACCUAGCACUUUCCCUGGGGGCCCCUGGCUCAGGGGUCCCUGCUUAGGGUCCAAACUAGGAGAAUGUGUUGGCUCAGAUCAGUUUCUAGAAGAUGAGUAACAAAGCAACUAGACUCACGUUUAUUGUAAAGCAGGUUUUUACUAUCUAUAUUGGCUUGCCCCUGCACGCACCUUGUAGGCAUCACGUGCUGCUGCUUAAAUUAGCCCCCAUUUUCUACUGCAGAGCAGAUUCCCUUUCUUGUGCAAUGAAAUCCUCCUUCCUUUGUAUCCCUCGUUUUGCUUUCCUGUGUCCUCCCCUUGUUCCUCUGUCCCCCUGACAAGUUGAAGACUUUUCAAAUUACCUAGUUAUAAGCAGCUGCAUAAAAGUUUUUGAAGCUGUGCAGUGAGGGCUCUAGUUACACGUGAACUUCUGACCUUAAUUUUGAAAUGCUCCCUUAUCCCCAUGUGCACUUUCUUUCCCAUGAUGCUUUUGUCCACAUCACCAAGCUCCUUUUAUAUUCUUGGAGUUGUAUAUUUCUCGUCAUAUUUUACCUAGAUUGCGGGGUGGGGUAGGAUGGGGAGGGGACAAAGUAUUAUCUCAUAGUCUUCAGGUUCAGGAUGUGGGGACUGUUCGGAGGGGAGUAGUUCCGCAUCCAGAGUAAUGAUUAAAAAUGGAAGGAUUUAAGACAAGUUAAUAAUUUGUGCCUCAUCCCCCUGCCAAAAAUGUCAAUCUCCUGGCCCCGUUGAGAAUGAGCAAUAGGAAACGGAGCAAGAUUUGCAGUAGGUAGCGUAGAGGCUGCGGCACGUAGGUGCGGAGCCGUGGUACCUGUAAAACAAAAGAGCGGGGAGAUGGCGGCAGUGUAGCAUACGAUGAUGCUUUUAUAAGCUAGAGCUUUACUGAAGAUGUAUUUUCCAUUUGGGCAGAGAAAGGCAUUUGCUGCCUUAUAGUAGAACUCUUAAGCCAACACUUCUGUAUGAUAUAUACAUACAUACGCAUAGGAAAAGUUGUGUUUAAUAAGAUAUUUUGUUAUAAAACAAAGUUUUAUGAAGAUAUGGUUGUUUAAUAUUAGAAGCCUAUUUCUCCCCAUGACCUCCAGUUUAAGUAGGUUAUCCCUCAGUCGCGGCAGUGUCAGAGGUACGCGACCGAUGGGGAUGCAAAAGUAUCUCUGACCUAAUUCUAUAGAGAAGUAAUUGCCUAUGUGGGUAUAUUUAUGGCAUUGUAACUGGUAUUAAUGAGAUGCUGUAACUAUUGACCAAGUUCCUCAGCACAAUUAAAUGUCUCUGUUUCAGAGAAGGAAAUAAACAAAGACCAUUAAAGAAUUGAUUGGGAUGUUAAAGAAGACCCAAAUAUGUGCUUUUACAUUUGUUCAGCCACAAAAGGUUAGCCUGUCUGCAGAGGGAAUGGUGCUGUCACCACACCAGCUCCGAACUGUCAGUAAAUCAUGCUUUUAUUUACGGCGGACCUCGUAGGAACUGGAAGAUGGAAAAAGAGAACACCUACUGGCAUACGAGGUCAACAAGCACUAUGCAGCUGCUGGGGAUUUGGUGCUAACACCCAAACCGGCUCCCCUGGUCUGUUCAGGUCAGCAAAAGUCACGAUAUGAAUAUCACCGCCUUGCCACUUCAUCGGGGGAAGGUUGUUUCUGGAUGAUGUUCUCAAGCCAUUCACCUUCUGCGCAGCUAGCAGAGCACUCGUGGGGUGGAAACCAAAAAUCUCAGUUGGCUUCCCAAGGAGAAGGAGUCACGUCCAAAACCCAGGGACAGUUUAUGUGUCCAGAUGAUUGACUUUGGAAAGUAGGGCCAAAUGGCACGCCACUGAUGUGGCAAAAUAUCCCAAGUCGGCUCGCUUUCCUUUUGUAAUGCCUUUUGGGAAAGGGUCUUGUAUGCGUGCCAUGUUGCUGCUUAACAGGGAACCAUGUCUUGGGGAGAGAGGGAAGGGCUCUGAGCGAGAGAGGGGUUUGGGGACUAAUGGUGGGUGCCAAGAAUCCGGGAGGGUCCCGAGAAGGCUGGUGGUUUGAUUUAAAUCGAUGCAAUGUCAGGAAGGGCUGCAUCCCAGCGUUGCCGGCAUAUACCCGCUUUAGCAAAAGGUCCCUUGUUCUGUUGCAUUCCUUUGAGAAAACAAAAUAGAGUUCCAAGCUUCUCUAGCUUUUGUGUCCUUCUAUCCGAGGGCUACUUUUGUCAAGAACUGUUUUGUUGUUCAUGCUAGUUCGUGCAUAAAUGUCUGCUGCGGGCAGUCUACACAGUGGGCAAAGCACCUGGUUCGGAAGGAAUUAGGUGACAGCUAUAUACCAAAGUGUCGCACGGCUCCAUGUACUGAGAUUAGAUGCUGUGCUGUUGUGUUUUUGGAUACAUUCCUAUUGAAUAUCCAUGUUUUGACCAGAUGUUUCAGGCGGAUUGCUUAACUGGCGAUGUUAUGAAUAUGCAUGGCAUGGCAACUGUCCUCUGCUCAAUCAGUGGGAUUUUUAACUCCCUUUAUUGGGAGUUGCAUACAUCCCGAUGGCAGAUGAUAGUGCAGCGUGCCCCGGCUUGGAGCAGCUCGGAGGAACUGCGCCUAAUGGCGUUCGUUGCUUCUGGGGAGAGGCUCUCAGUCUGCCCUCACCUACUCAGGUCUGUAAUCCGAAGAAGCCAAUGCGGUGGCUCUGCCUCCGUCGGUUGCUGGUUUUGCUUGUAAAUGAGAUUCUGUAGGUUCUGUUCCUGUGCAGAUUUGAAAAUGCAAACGAGGUGCUGAAAGCAGCCCAGAGGCUAAAAUAUGUAGUCCUGGCAGCUGUGCCUCCCUCAUUUGAAUGUGGCACUUUUGUAGGCGGUUAGAGAGAUGCCUUCCCCAGAGCAACGUUAGAGGGGCUUUAGCCAUCUCAGGCCUUUGCCUCUGUGAUUGCUUUUCUGCAGCUACUGGAAACUUCAAAUAUAAUUUAAACAUGAAGGUCUACUCUUGCUCCCUAUUAAUGAGGCAUCCAUAUAUAAUUUUAAAGAAAAAGGAAGAACCGUAAGUCCAUCUCAGUUUUUAUUCUGGUUUCUCUCACGGGGAAUAUACUUCCUGCUCCCACAAUUUGCCUUUGGUUUGCUCACAGACUUAGUGGUGGAAUUCAGGCCAAACAGGUAAUUGGUUUGGAUCAGUUCAAUAAACUUAUGUAAGUUUUUACACA